AUGAACGCGAACCUUCCCAACAAGUCUUUCCCUGACCAAGUGCACGGCACGUUCCUCCUCGCCGUGCGCGAAAGUGCAAGACAAGCCCUUUGUGCAAGUUCCCUGCAAGAAAGCAGGCUCCGGUGCUGCACUGAUGCCACACGCCACUGCAUGCAUCGCACACCUGCCUGUAACCAGAACUUGCAGAUCGUUUUCUUAGCAUUGGGACCUAGAUGUCAGGUCCAUCUUUGGCUCUACAAGGUUCGUGGUGCUCAGAAGCGCAAGAUCUGUGUCGUGCCACCCAUCAUGGCGGUCGCUUCUUCUGGAGGUGACACGGGCAUCCCAACUUCCUCAGCACCUGCGCAGCGCUGA
Molecule: messenger RNA, 351 nt
Organism: Symbiodinium natans
Lineage: Eukaryota; Dinophyceae; Suessiales; Symbiodiniaceae
Source: the annotation of a GenBank genome assembly